Molecule: messenger RNA, 792 nt
Organism: Temnothorax curvispinosus
Lineage: Eukaryota; Metazoa; Arthropoda; Insecta; Hymenoptera; Formicidae
Gene: Mo25
Product: protein Mo25
Exons: 6
Biological process (GO): intracellular signal transduction
Molecular function (GO): protein serine/threonine kinase activator activity
Source: RefSeq, a predicted model, not a curated record
AGCAAUCUGCUGCUCCUGCUUGUGCAAAAUUUGAGUCGCAUCGACUUCGAGGGAAAGAAGGAUGUCGCACAGGUCUUCAAUAACAUUCUGCGGAGGCAGAUCGGAACUAGAUCGCCCACCGUAGAAUACAUAUGUACCAAACCUGAAAUUCUUUUUACACUUAUGUCUGGUUACGAACAUCAAGACAUCGCACUCAACUGUGGCACAAUGUUGCGAGAAUGCGCGAGAUACGAAGUUCUGGCCAAGAUCAUGAUCUACUCGGAUGACUUUUACAACUUCUUCAGAUAUGUCGAGGUCUCCACGUUCGAUAUCGCGUCUGACGCUUUCUCUACGUUUAAAGAAUUACUUACGAGGCACAAAAUACUCAGCGCCGAAUUCUUAGAGAUACAUUAUGAUAAAGUUUUCUCGCACUAUCAGAGGUUACUCAAUUCAGAAAACUAUGUAACACGACGACAGAGUUUAAAACUGCUGGGCGAGCUAUUGCUCGAUAGACACAAUUUUACAGUUAUGACACGAUAUAUAUCAAAUCCAGAUAAUUUGAAAUUAAUGAUGAACAUGCUGAAGGAGAAAUCUCGUAAUAUACAGUUUGAGGCUUUCCACGUCUUCAAGGUAUUUGUGGCGAAUCCCAACAAACCAAAACCCAUUCUGGACAUAUUGCUCCGCAAUCAGGAGAAGCUGAUCGAGUUCCUGACGCGCUUCCACACGGAUCGUUCCGAGGACGAGCAGUUCAACGACGAGAAGGCGUAUCUGAUUAAGCAGAUCAAAGAACUUAAGUCUGUACAUGAUAAUUAA